UUUAUUGAUUCGGAUAUACUAAUUCGUUCGGAAAACUAGUAAAUUACAGGUUUACACUCAAGAUGUCUGACAGUGAGAGUGACCAUGAUGAAGAAGUUGGUCCCAGCCAUCACCACAAAUCCCCCAAUAAUGACUAUAGAAAGAGCAAUAACAGAUUAGUGGAUAGUGAUGAAGAAGAAAAAGUAGUCGAGGAUGAAGAUGAAGAUGAGUACGAUUCUGAGGAGGAAGAGGAGAUGGAAGAUAAACCCAAGAAGAAAAGGAGGCGCGGGACUGUUUCUGAUUUUAUUUUGGAAGAAGCUGACGUUGAUGACGACGAAGAUGAGGAUGACAUCGGGGAUGGCGAAUCAGAUUUUGAGGAGUACAAAAAUGAUUUGGCCAUGGCAGCCCAAGAGGAAGGACCCAGUGCUAGAGAUAUUGAGGGAGAGAGAAGGAUGAAUUGGAGAAAUGCUGACGAGAAAAAUUUGGAAGACUAUUUUAAGAAGAAGUACUCUAGCUCGACUGCCUUGGAUAAGGCAGUUGACGGAGAUCCAAUGAUCGAAGAAAUCACCCAAACUGCACUGCUGCCAACUAUUAAAGAUGCAAAUCUGUGGCUAGUGAAAUGUCGACAGGGGGAAGAAAAAUCGACCGUACUGCUGCUGAUGAGGAAGCUAAUCACGUACCAACACACAGACGAUCCUAUGCAUGUGCACUCCGUCAUAGCAAAGGAGGGCUUAAAGGGUUUCAUAUACAUCGAGUCCAUCAAACAGUCUCAUGUUAAGAAACUUAUUGAGGGGGUGGGCACCCUGCAGAUAGGAAAAUAUCAGCAGACAAUGGUGAAACGAGAGGAAAUGCCGUCCGUACUGCGUGUAACCAAAGAAACGAAUAACCUAAAAUCGAAGCAGUGGGUCCGACUGAAGAAGGGAGUAUUCAAGGAUGAUCUGGCCAUGGUUGACUACGUAGAUCCGUCUCAAAAUAUGGUCUUCCUGAAACUCAUACCCAGAAUCGACUACAGCAGGAAUAGGGGUGUGAUGAAAAGUACACAGAAUGGAACUGCCGAGAAGAGGAAAAUUUAUCGAAGGCCGCCACAAAAACCAUUCGAUCCUGAAGCUAUUAGAGCUAUUGGAGGUGAAGUAGCAAAUGAUGGAGACUUCAUGAUAUUUGAAGGUAACAGAUACAACAAAGGAUUCCUGUACAAAAAUUUCAACAUCAACGCUAUUAUAAUAGAUGGAGUGACGCCAACGUUGAGUGAACUGGAGAAAUUUGAUCACCAGCCUGAAGCUGUGGAAGUGAAAUCGCUGACCGAGGCGCAGACGUUCGUCAAGGAUGACGUGGUGGAGGUCGUGGAGGGAGCCAUGACGGCCAUGCAGGGCAAGGUCAUCAAGAUCGACGGCAAGAGGGUCACCAUACAACCGAGCCACGUAGAGUUCAAGGCGCCACUGACGUUUGAGUCCUGUGAGCUGAGGAAAUACUUCAAAGUUGGAGAUCACGUGAAAGUGAUGAGGGGGAGUUACGAGGGAGAGACAGGGAUGGUGGUGAGGGUGGAGGAGAAUCUGGUCAUACUGCUGUCUGAUACUACCAUGUCCGAGUUAAAAGUGCUGCCAAAGGAUCUGCAGCUUUGCACAGAAGUAGCUUCAGGUGUUGAUUCGAAAGGCAAGUUCUCCUUCGACGACCUAGUUGAGAUUGACCCUCAGACUGUUGGAGUCAUUGUGAGGAUUGAAAAGGAUUUCUUUAAAGUUUUGGACAUGUAUGGCAAGGAACGACAGCUCAGCUCGACAGCCCUGACCAAAAAGAAGGACAACAAAUUCGUGACUGCCCUGGACUCGGAGGACAAGCACAUACGGGUCAAAGACAUCGUCAAGGUCAUCGAUGGACCCCAUUCGGGUAGGCAAGGAGAGAUAAGACACUUGUUCAGGAGUUUCGCAUUCAUCUACUCACGCAAGCACAUCGAGACCAGCGGCAUAUUCGUUUGUAAGACUCGGAACCUCGUUGUUGCCGAUGGUUCGAAGACGAGUUCGGCUGGCCCAAUAAACGGAGGUAUGGGUGGAAUGUUUGUCCCUAUGUCGCCACGCCUGUCAAGUCCCGCCCAUCCAGGCGGUGGCAGUGGUGGGAGAGGUGGUAGAGGUCGCGGGGGUCACAACAUGAUUGAGAAGAAGAACAAGUCCCUGAUUGGUCGCUCCGUAAGAAUCAUACUGGGUCCUUAUAAAAGCUAUGUCGGAAUUGUCAAGGAUACCACUGAGUCGACUGCUCGCGUUGAACUGCACACCAACUGCAAGAUAAUCAGCGUGGAUAUCAGUCGCCUGAAAGUUAUGGAAGAUGGUGCCCUGGGGUCAUUCAGCAGUUACGACAAGACACCGAUGACUAGUCAGACCCCCAUGCACUCAGGAUCUCGCACGCCCAUGUAUGGAUCUCAGACACCGAUGAUGGAUGGCAGUAGGACGCCCCACUAUGGAGGCAGUACCCCCCACUACGAGUCGGGGUCGUACACACCCGGAAGAUCCAGUGCGUGGGAUCCUGGCAAUCCUAAUACCCCUUCGAGGCCAAACGACUUCGACGACAUGAGCUAUCUAGACGAGUCGGGCCUGCCAGGUCCCUACACCCCACAACCUGGAGGGACUUCAUUUUCUCCUUACCCAGGCCAGCCGACUCCCUCACCACUGGACAACAACUCACUUCAGAGUCCUGGACAGUACGAUCUAGGCUCCAUGUACCAGGGCACUCCCUCACCUAUGACGUCGUUCAGCCCUAUGACGCCAGGGGCUCCUUUCACCCCCUCAACUCCGGGACUUGAUGGCGCCGCGGGUUCUGAUUGGGUGUCUCUGGAUCUUUUUGUCAAGAUCAAGGAGAGUCAUGACGAUAAAGAUGUCAUCGGAAAAGUUGGGAUCGUCAAGAGCAUCAAUGGUGACAUGUGUGCGCUGUUGAUCACAGAGAAAGAGAAAACGGCCACAGAGAAAGAGAAAAUGGCCACAGAGAAAGAGAAAAUGGCCACAGAGAAAGAGGAAAUGGCCACAGAGAAAGAGGAAAUGGCCACAGAGAAAGAGGAAAUGGCCACAGAGAAAGAGAAAAUGGCCAACGUGAAUGUGGACGACCUGGAACCUGAGCCACCGGGAAAAUCAGAUAGGGUCAAGGUCAUCAGAGGGGAUGUGAAUAAAGACCUGACAGGAACACUACUCAGCAUCGACCAGAACGACGGGAUCGUAAAACUGGACGUUGGGAAGAUGGCCAUGGUCCAGUUGUCCUGUCUUUGUAAAUCAUCAUGAUGAUGAUGAUGGUGGUGGUCAAGAUGAUGAUAAUGAUAAUAAUAACGAUGAUGAUGAUGAGGUUUUGAACGAAAAUGAUAAUUACUGGUCGAUAAUGACAUACGAAUGUCUGAUUAAUUGAUUGAUUGAUUGAUUGAUUGGAUAGACUAUUUGAUUGGUCGAAUGAUUGAAAUCGUUCUUACCAUCACUUGUUUAAUGAAGAACUUCAAUCAUCAUUCUAGAAACUGAGAAAAGAUUUCGAUUGAACGUUAUUGAUGAUAAUUUACAAUAUUAUUCGUAUUAUUGUUAAUAUAUUUUUAUUAUUUUAUUAUUAUUAUUAUGUUACGAGUGCUUUUAAUUUAGUAACUGGACUUAAUUUAUGUUUUGUUUCUUUUUAAAAUAAUGAUAGAAAUAUAGAAAUUCUUUAUUUUCAUUUAUUUAUUAAAAUAUGAAAAAUGAUAUCGCUAUAUAUAAACUUGUGUUUCCCUAUGUACCUAUUUUGUCUCUGUCUGUCUGACUCUUUGUUUGUCUGUCUUUUUGUCAGUCUGUCUCUGUCAGUCUUUCUCUGUUUGUCUGCCUGUCUCUAUAUAUCUAUCCAUUUAUUAUUUAUCAUCAUUAACAACAGAUUAAUCUAUCCAUUUAUAUUUUCCAUAAUUUGUAUCAUUUAUAAAGGAAAAAAACCACAUAAAUGAUAAUACAAAGUAAUAAUAAUAAAAUAAUAAUAAUAACUAAUAAUUAUAAUAAUAACUAAUAAUCAUGAUCCCUAGUUAGAAAUUUACACGAAAUUAAGAGGUGGUAAAGUGAUAAUAAUCAUAAUAAUAACGAUAAUAAUUAAAGAAAUAGAUACAAAAGAGGAAUUGAAGUCUAAAAAGUUACAUUUACCUCUCUCUCUCACUCUCUCUCUCGCUAUAUAUAUAUAUAUAUAUAUAUAUAUAUAUAUAUAUAUAAAUGAACGAAAGAACGAACGAAUGAGUGAUCGAACGAGGGAAAACUGAUUAAUAUAAAGGCACUUGGGUUUCUAUACAAUAAUUAAUAAUAAUAACAUAAAAAUAAUAAUAAAACUACAUGAUUAAUUCAAAUUCUCUAAACAUGAACACGUAAAAUGCAGAAAAUUAUUUAAAUAAAUAACUGGACAAAUAUAUUUCUCAGCU
Molecule: messenger RNA, 4366 nt
Organism: Helobdella robusta
Lineage: Eukaryota; Metazoa; Annelida; Clitellata; Rhynchobdellida; Glossiphoniidae
Exons: 20
Coding region: 63-3236 (1057 amino acids)
Biological process (GO): transcription elongation by RNA polymerase II; regulation of transcription by RNA polymerase II; regulation of DNA-templated transcription elongation
Cellular component (GO): DSIF complex
Molecular function (GO): mRNA binding
Source: RefSeq, a predicted model, not a curated record